Messenger RNA from Salvia splendens (bonfire salvia), 1086 nucleotides. RefSeq lists its product as uncharacterized. Gene Ontology annotation, biological process: DNA transposition; DNA integration. The transcript is spliced from 3 exons. Gene Ontology annotation, molecular function: DNA binding. Bases 1 to 1086 code for a protein of 361 amino acids. NCBI's taxonomy places the organism in Eukaryota, Viridiplantae, Streptophyta, Magnoliopsida, Lamiales, Lamiaceae. The record is from RefSeq and is a predicted model, not a curated record.
AUGAUGCAAGGCAAAGCAACAAGUUAUCAACACAAAGAUAAACUCAUGUUAGAUGAAGACAAGUUUAGAAACUUGUCCAUGCUUGAGAGAUCAACCAUAAGGAAGGUUGUUUCUAAGAUGGAAGUAAGCAAGACAACAAUUGGUAGAUUUCUUAAGAGUAAUCAGUUGAAACCUCACACAAGUGCUAUCAAGCCUACACUUACUGAAACCAACAAAAUUGCAAGGAUGAAAUGGUGUCUUUCUCAUAUUCAACCAACACUAGCUGAAGGUAAACUUCUUUACCAUUCAAUGCACAACAUUGUUCAUAUUGACGAGAAAUGGUUCUACAUGACAAAGACAUCAGAUAGAUACUACCUUUUGCUGGAUGAAGAUAUGUCAUACAGGUCCUGCCACUUUGUGGGGCCUGAUGGAGAAAUCAUAUUCGAUGGUAAAAUAGGCUUAUUCCCAUUCACAGAACAAAUACCAGCCCAAACAAGUUCAAAGAACAGGCCAAAAGGGACACUUGAGACAAAGCCUAUUCAAUCAAUUACCAAGGAAGUCAUGACAGCUUGUCUCCUAAACCAGGCCAAAUGGCCAGCCAAUGCAAGCAAGAAGAUUUUCAUACAGCAAGAUAAUGCCAAACCUCACCUUAGAGCUGCUGAUCAACAGUUUGAGUCACUUGCUAGUACUGAUGGGUUUGAAUUCCAUCUAAUUAGCCAACCACCCAACUCCCCCGACACAAAUGUGUUAGACCUUGGUUAUUUCAGGGCAAUACAGUCACUUCAAGAUGACAAGAUGGCCACAAGUGUAGAUGACUUGUUUAGGAAUGUGUUUACCUCAUUUGAAGAACUCUCACCACAGACUCUGAAUAGAGUAUUCAUCACAUUGCAAAGCUGUUUGACAGCAAUAUUACAAGUGCAAGGGAAGAAUGACUACAAGAUCUCUCAUUUAAAUAAGGACAGAUUAUACAGAACAGAGGGGCUGCCUUUACAACUUCAGGUUGAAGAGGGUUUGGUGAGAGAGAGCUUGGAGUACCUAAAGCUGUCUGAAAACAACACUGUGGACACAUAUGACAUGGGGCGGCUUAACCAUGCUUUAGGGUACUAG